AUGCUGACUAAGCUGUGGAAAGGGCUGACAGGCCCUUCGGACAUCUGGUGUUCGAAACGGCCAAUUUCCCUGCUUCAACACUGGCCAAACACGCGUUAUCGUAUUGGUCAUACAAUAGUCCCAGGGACUAAAGUUCCCGUAGGCACUCUCCUCUACCAUGGAGCCCUCACCGGUCCCCAUUUACUGACCGCUCUGGAAUGGGUGUCUGUAGAGCCAGACCACUCCAUAGUUUUCUGCCAAGGGCCAAUUGAAACAGGGUGCUGGCACCUCACUCUUAAAGUCACUCGGCCGAUGAAAGUGCUCUAUUUUGACGGAACCAGUGGUGCGAAAAUCCCUGAGGGCACGAUGGAUACCCAAGAUCUCGUGGUGUGGUCGAAGAUGAAUCCUGAGUGGGUGGGCAAUGAAGGGAAGCACAUUAUGGAUCUGUGUAAAUGGGGUCAGAAAUCUGGCGUGAAUGGCUUUUUGAGUGAGGUCAUGAUCUGCGACUUCACUUCUCACAUGGAGGUCGUUUCAUUCUUAAAUCUCGAGAGCACUCGCAUCGGUUACAGCUCACCUGCGGAUCUGCCAGAGGACCUCAAUAAUGGUCUGAUUUAUUCUCGGACAUCAGUGCAUCAUGUUUUUGAAAUAAUGCAUUCUGCUUCAUGGCACGAAAUGUAUCCAGGAGAAACUCGGAUUAUGCUUGAUUUUUCUGGGCUAGUCUCUUUCUACGACACCACUCUUGUUCCCUCCUUGGUGCCGCGCUGUGUAGGCUUGGACCGGUGGGAUCAUCGAGUGGAAGGAAUAUCAUCAGAGGAUAUAGAACGCGUCCAAGACAGGUUAGCUCAAGCAUUGAUACGACCACCCGUGACGACCAGCGGCAUUGACUGGAAGACCGUCUUGCGGGUGGUGAUGAUGCAGUACCUUGUGAACAUGACGCUGGAUGAUAGAUCGAUCUUUCGCCACGCACAACAAGUCCAGAGACGACUGCGCACCGUGCUUUUGCCCUACACCGUGUUUGCAGCUCUACCUCCCAAUACUUCUGUCACUGCCAAUGCGACAAAUUCAUGGGCUGCGCCAAUUUUUCAGGAAUGUGCUAUAUUGCACACGACCUCCAUAGCUCAUGGGACGACAUUGAUGCCCUCUGAACGUUUGCUCCUGGAGGCAGUACGGGAAACUACGCGUGAAAUAUGCCGCGUCAUCACGAAGAUGUGGGUAUCUGGGAUGAUGACUGGAGUUGACCCCUUGUAUCCUCGAGAACAACACCCCAAAGCUGAUCACAUACAUACUCUCAUGGGUGAAUGGAAGGAGGAUGUGACACAGUUAAUGUCCUGGUUAGACUGGAGCGUGUGGGAGAUGUGCUACUUACCUACUUGGCCCUUUGGAUUUCCCGGCGCUGAGCCACCAUUUCAAGUCCAAUGGGACAGUGCUUCCUUAUGGCCAGAUCCAAACAAAGGGGAAUGGAAGAGACCACAGCCCAAGUGUAUCAGACGGCUGGAGCCAUAUGGCUUGUAG
Molecule: messenger RNA, 1491 nt
Organism: Suillus subalutaceus
Lineage: Eukaryota; Fungi; Basidiomycota; Agaricomycetes; Boletales; Suillaceae
Exons: 7
Coding region: 1-1491 (496 amino acids)
Source: RefSeq, a predicted model, not a curated record